AUGUACGUAGCCCGUUCCCUCCUUGUGGCUUGUGCUGCGCUCCUUGCUGCCCCUCAACUCGCCCAGGCCAAUGCCGUUAAAGAUGCUGCUGGUGCUCUGCGCCACUGCACUGGCCUGAACUUUGGCUCCUGGGAUGAGCACAGUCUCCGUGCCUUUUUGCUUGACCGCGGCAUCGUCGCGCCUGCUUCCAACUCGGAGAAGCUCGCCCAGCUCGCAAAGAAGGAUUGCGAAGAGCUGGCUCGCAACUUUGAGUCCGGUAAAGGCUCUAUGCGCAAGAUUGCCUCCCAGGACUGGAGCACAGCCCUGAGUGCCGCAAGCUCGAUGCAGAGCGCCGUGAGCUCGAUGCAAAGCAGCGCGUCCGUGGAGGCAAAGCGUUCGUACACGCAGGUGCAGAAGGGUGCCAAGAAUGCCGCGUCUAUGGCCUCGAGCGCCAUGUCGUCCGCCUCGAGCACAGUUUCUAAAGGCGGUGCUGGUGUCGGUGCCGAUGCCUCGCGCUACAGUGCCUCGGCCAGCGCUGCGCUUUCUGACCUUUACGACCGUGCCUGGACUAAGCUUGAGGACUCGAAGGACUAUGCGUACAGCCAGUGGAGCGUGGACGAGUUGAAGAAAUGGCUCCAGAGCCACGGCGUUGCCCUUCCUCAGUACGUCAUGACCCGCGAGGAGCUGCUCAAGAUGAUUCGCGAGCCGUACACCAAGGCACACCAGUCCAACCCCUACGAACUCUUUUCCACCGACUAUUUGCACAACUGGCUUGUCUCGCAUGGAUACAUUGAAUCCAACGCCCAGAAGAAGCGUCAUGAAUACGUCGACCUGGCCAAACGCUACUACUACUCGGUCCAGGAUUCCGUCUACGACACGUGGAAGGACUCGGAGCUGUACGACUGGCUCUACGGCCAUGGCUAUGCCAAGUCUAAGUCGAGCCUCGGUGAGACACGCGACCAUUACCUUAACCUCAUCCGCAACAAGUACUCCGAGGCGACCGAUGCGCUUUGGGAAGGCUGGAGCGAUAACGACAUGCAAACGUAUUUGGUCAAGCACGGCUACCUUAAGAGCGAUGCGCAGAAGAAGCGCGACGAGCUCGUGCAGCUGAUGCAAAAGCACGCUUCUGACGCUUCCGCCAACGCACACGAGUACGUGAGCUGGUCUGAUGCGCGUCUCCGUGCCUUGCUCCGCAACUAUGGAUUUCCGGUGAAUAAGCUGCCCGAAUCGCGCCGCGAAUUGCUGCGCCUCGUUCGUGCCUACUACAAGCCGAGCACCGUCUCGCAGUUGCGCAGCUCAAUCCAGUCUGGUGUCGACUGCUUGAAGAACUCUGUCUACCGCUUCCUCGGCGUCAACCAGAGCCCCUUGGGUCUGCAGACAGAGAAGUUCGCCUCGUACGCCAGCGAUGCAAGCAAGAGCGCGAGCAGCUUUGCGAAUAGUGUGCGCAACGAAUUGUAG
Messenger RNA from Malassezia vespertilionis, 1437 nucleotides. RefSeq lists its product as uncharacterized. Bases 1 to 1437 code for a protein of 478 amino acids. The record is from RefSeq and is a predicted model, not a curated record. The transcript has a single exon. Lineage: Eukaryota; Fungi; Basidiomycota; Malasseziomycetes; Malasseziales; Malasseziaceae.